AACAUCAGUGAAGCUGACCAUACCUACAUACCCUCCUACCUAUACGCGGUACUCUAUAUUUCUCAUAAUAAAGAUAAACCUCCAAAUAAAAUCACUGCCAUAAUUGGCAAUUGACAUGUUUGGCACCUGCGGCCGUUGCGUCGCCUCGGCGAUACAGCUCACAUCUCGACAACACCGGGUUUUAUCUAACCAUACACUAAUAUUUGCGCAAACUAGCUUGAAAGGGAGCUCAAUCUAUGGGUUACAUGCUUUGGAUUAUUCAAUCGGUCAUAUCAGCUGCCGACGACAUGCUUCAUCAGCUUCAGACAAGAAAAAGAACCCAUCAGCUGUGAAAACAGCCUCAUCCUCAAACCCGACAUCAUCACUCACAAACAAUGUCAACCCACCGUUGACCACACUCCCAGCCGAUCUCGACCUCCCUAACAACACAUCCUCCUCGUCCGAACACAUCACGAAGAAAGUCUCCCGCUACAUCUCAAUCGGCCGCGCGUACCUGGGAUUCUAUAAAACAGGACUGAAAAAUGUCUAUCUCAAUUACAAAUCGUGCCUCCCAAUUCGGCGCGAACUCGGUCUUUCAUCAUACAUCCCUACCUCACCACCCACUUCACCACGAACCCCAUCAUCAGGCGCGACCUCACUCAGCACGGCCCUCGAGACCUUACACAUAACCCGCGCCGAAUACCAGCUGGUCCGCCGCGCCACCUACGACGUCCACCGCAUAAUCCCCUUCGGACUUCUGCUUCUCAUUUGCGGCGAAUUCACCCCAUUAAUCGUUGUCGCAAUCGGCGAUGCCGUGACACCGUAUACCUGCCGGGUACCCAAACAAAUCGAAAAGACACGCGCAAAGCGUCUACAACUCAAAAAAGCCGCCUUUGCGGCUGUGCAGGGUGGAUUGGGAUCUAUGAAACCGGUCCCCACAGGGUCGGCGGAGGAAAUGACCUGGUUAGCGGAACAGUUUGGGUCGAUUGAGUUUGUGACGAGGGCCUCGGCGGAGCAGGUGAUUCGUGCGUCGAGGCUGAGGAAGUGGAACGAGUAUUUGGCGUUGGAUGAUGGGUUGAUUGUGAAAGGGGGAGGGGUGGGUGCGUUGAGUGCGCGGGAGAUUAGGCUUGCGAUUGAUGAGAGGGGUGGUGUGGGUGUUGGUGCUGAUGCGCGGUCGGAGGAGGUGAGAGAGAAGGAGGAGAGGAAGUGGUUGAUUGAGUGGUUGAAGAGGAGGUCUUUUGUAUAA
Talaromyces stipitatus ATCC 10500 is the source of this 1225-nucleotide messenger RNA. RefSeq lists its product as uncharacterized. Gene Ontology annotation, biological process: intracellular monoatomic cation homeostasis. NCBI's taxonomy places the organism in Eukaryota, Fungi, Ascomycota, Eurotiomycetes, Eurotiales, Trichocomaceae. The coding region runs from base 116 to 1225 and encodes 369 amino acids. The transcript is spliced from 2 exons. The record is from RefSeq and is a predicted model, not a curated record. Gene Ontology annotation, cellular component: mitochondrial inner membrane.